Asparagus officinalis (garden asparagus) is the source of this 1392-nucleotide messenger RNA. RefSeq names its product peroxisomal nicotinamide adenine dinucleotide carrier-like. Lineage: Eukaryota; Viridiplantae; Streptophyta; Magnoliopsida; Asparagales; Asparagaceae. The coding region runs from base 236 to 1174 and encodes 312 amino acids. The transcript has 10 exons. Gene Ontology annotation, biological process: nucleotide transport; transmembrane transport. The record is from RefSeq and is a predicted model, not a curated record.
AUAUUAAUCAUGCGAUCAUUAAACGCCGUUACGCACAGAGUGACGGGACCUCCGCAAUGUCUAACGCGCCGUCGGUAACGGACUCGCCGGCGCCGGCGCCGGCAUCGUCGCCCAAAUCCUGACUUACCCUCUCCAAAUCGUGAACACGAGGCAGCAGACUGAGAGAAGAGCGAAGAGAGCAGCAGCCGGAGAUGCUGACGUGGACGAGUCUUCUAGAAGGGGAACUGUAUCUCAGAUGAUCCAGGUCGUCAAGAGCGAAGGAUGGACUGGGCUCUACAGUGGCCUGAAGCCUUCUCUUGUUGGGACUGCUGCGUCUCAGGGGAUAUAUUAUUUCUUCUAUCAGGUGUUCAAGAAUAGGGCAGAGGCGAUUGCGCUGGCGAGGAAGAAGAAGGGGAAAGGGGAUGGGACGGUCGGCAUGUUGUCUUGGCUUCUUGUUGCUGCUAUUGCUGGGUCGAUAAAUGUGUUGAUGACAAAUCCGAUUUGGGUCCUUGUGACCCGAAUGCAGACACAUACUCAAGCAGAAAGGAAAAUUAUGGAGGCUAAGAGAGAAGCGAUACUAAAGGAAGCAUCUGGCAGCAAUCCAAUUGAAGUUUCAGCUGUUAGAGCUAAAUUGGCUGAGCUUGAUUCAGUCAAACCUCGCCCAUAUGGAACAAUACUUGCGAUGCAAGAGGUGUAUCAUGAAGCAGGCAUAAGAGGAUUAUGGAAAGGAAUAAUUCCAACACUUAUUAUGGUGUGUAAUCCUUCAAUCCAAUUCAUGAUUUAUGAAAUGUCGUUGAAGCGCCUACAGGCUAAGCGUACUAGAAACAAGCAUGGGGUAAAACCCGUUACUGCUCUUGAGGUUUUCUUGCUUGGGGCAUUGGCUAAACUGGGAGCAACUGUUGCAACAUAUCCUUUGCUAGUUGUUAAGUCAAGGCUGCAAGCGAAGCAAGAGAUUGGCAAGAAUUCUGCAUCAAGAUAUACAGGUACUAUUGAUGCAAUUUUUAAGAUGAUUCGUCAUGAAGGGUUGCCUGGAUUUUAUAAAGGGAUGGGCACAAAAAUUGUGCAGAGUGUUUUUGCUGCUUCAGUUCUUUUCAUGAUAAAGGAGGAGUUGGUUAAGGCAUACCUGAUACUUGCUGAUGGUAGUAGGAAUAUCCUCAUUCGUAAAAGUGAUAUCAAGCCAUUGAGAAGAAUUUAAGGUAGGCUCAUGGCUGUUUUAGGCUUUUAGCAAUGUUUUUAUUAGAUAGUACAGGAAAUGGUAUGCUAUCAUAGCUGCUUUUAGUUUUGCUCUAAAUUUCUUCCUUGAUGAUACCUCACAUCUUGUAACAUUGUUAUAUAUUAUAGCAUAGUAAGAAUUAAAAGGUUGAAUUGGCAAGCCAUGAUCAUCAAUCUUGUUUACCUUUCUUUUUUAUGGUA